Puccinia triticina is the source of this 345-nucleotide messenger RNA. RefSeq lists its product as uncharacterized. The record is from RefSeq and is a predicted model, not a curated record. The transcript is spliced from 4 exons. NCBI's taxonomy places the organism in Eukaryota, Fungi, Basidiomycota, Pucciniomycetes, Pucciniales, Pucciniaceae. Bases 1 to 345 code for a protein of 114 amino acids.
AUGCAACGGUUGAAAGCAAUCCUUUUCCUGUUAGCGGCACUCACAUGUUUGGAAUUUACACUUGCGGUGCCGGAGAAAUUCGAGUGUCUAGCGAAGGACAAGCCCGUCGGGAUUUGCGCGGCAAACAAGCCCAGCCGACACCACUACCAACGUCGCAAUCAAUCAGAGAUUCUACCAGCCCAUCAGCCAGAACCGGAACAUUUGUUGAUAUACAGAUGCGAUAAAAAUUCUGAUAUCCAGUGGUGUUGCCCGACAAACAAGUUCGCUUUUUAUGAGCCACCUACAUCAAUGAUCGUAGACACCUCAACGUUGGAUGAACACUGCCACAAGGGCAAGGUAAUCUAG